Molecule: messenger RNA, 1377 nt
Organism: Balaenoptera musculus (blue whale)
Lineage: Eukaryota; Metazoa; Chordata; Mammalia; Artiodactyla; Balaenopteridae
Product: alpha-1-antitrypsin-like
Biological process (GO): negative regulation of endopeptidase activity
Molecular function (GO): serine-type endopeptidase inhibitor activity
Source: RefSeq, a predicted model, not a curated record
AUGGCAGAUGUUAAUGGAACCAUCGAGAGCGUGGACUCCAGACCCAGACUACCUGGGGGUGUGAUUCUGGUCCUGCUACUUUACUGCUCUGGAACCUCGGACAAGACAAUGGCAUCCUCCAUCACGUGGGGCCUCCGCCUGCUGGCAGGCCUGUGCAGUGAAGUCCCUGGCGCCAGGCGUCAGUCCAGCCCUGAUAUUUAUCACUACGAUCUCCCACACUUCUCCAGCUUCGCCUUCAGCCUGUACCGUGAACUGGCCCGUCAGUCCAACAACAAAAUCAUCUUCUCCCCAGUGAGCAUCGCUAUAGCCUUUGCGAUGUUCUCCCUGGGAAACAAAGAUGAUACUUACACCCAGAUCCUGAAGGGCAUAGGCUUCAAGUUUAAGAAGAAGGCGCCUAAGGCUGAUAUCUACAAAGGCUUAGGGAGUCUCCUUGAUACCCUUAAGCAGCCAAACAAUCAGUUCCAGCUGACCACCAGCACUAUGCUAAUCAUUGAUAAGAAUCUGAAGCAAAAGCCUGAGUUUUUGUACAAUGUCAAGAAGCUGUACCACUCAAAAGCCCUCUCCAUCAACUUCAGGAACAUCAAAGAGGUCAAGAAAGAGAUCAACCGUCAAAUAAAGAUAAGAACUCAAGGAAUAAUUGUGGAUUUGGUCAAAGAGCUUGACGAAGACACGGCUCUUGCUCUGGUGAACUACAUAAUUUUUGAAGGUUAAGGUUGGAAGGAUAAAUUCAAGGCUCAGCGCUUCCUAACAGGAGAUUUCCAUGUGAAUGAGAAGAUCACGGUCAAGGCGCCCGUGAUCAACCACCUGGUUGAUAUUCCAGUGGAAUAUCACUGGUAUUCCAGUGACUGGUAUUCCAGUUCCACCUGUACCGAGUUCCACCUGUACCGAGACAAUGAGUUCUCCUGCUGGGUGUUGGUACAGCACUACCAGGGCAGAAUGGCCGCCUUCCUGCUUCUGCCCAACAUGGGGAAGAUGCAGCUGCUGGAGGAUGGGCUCUCUGAGAAGCACCUCGCCAAAAUCCUCAAAUACCUUGAGAUACGGUUUGUCAAUUUACAUUUGCCCAAACUGUCCAUUUCUGGAACCUACGAUCUCAAAACUGUCCUAGGCAAACUGGGCAACAAGGUCUUCAGCAACGGGGCUGACCUCUCAGGGAUCACUGAAGAAGUGCCUCUGAAGCUGUCCAAGGCCAUUCAUGAGGCUGUGAUGAGCAUCAAUGAGAAUGGGACAGAACAUGCUGGAGCCACCCUCUCAGAAGAGAGUGCCUGGUCUGAGCAUCUGACCAUCAACUUCAACAUGCCCUUCCUAAUCAUCAUCAAGGAUGAAAACACCAACAUUCCCCUCUUCAUGGGAAAGGUGGUGAAUCCCAUGCAAAAAUAA